Molecule: messenger RNA, 462 nt
Organism: Prunus persica (peach)
Lineage: Eukaryota; Viridiplantae; Streptophyta; Magnoliopsida; Rosales; Rosaceae
Exons: 1
Coding region: 1-462 (153 amino acids)
Molecular function (GO): nucleic acid binding
Source: RefSeq, a predicted model, not a curated record
AUGCUGGAGAAGAAUCCAAAGCAGUGGCAUGAGAAGUUAUCAAAGACUUUGUGGGCAUACAGAACUUCAAAAAGAGAAGCAACUGGCAUGACCCCCUAUGCUCUAACCUACGGCCAUGAUGCAAUUCUUCCCAUGGAGGUAGCAGUCCAGUCUCUUAGAAUUGCUCACCAGCACGGUCUCACUGGAGAGGACUACUCUCAAACCAUGUUGCUGGAGUUGGAAGAAUUGGAUGCAAGCAGGAUUGACACCCUCAACAAACUCUUAGCAGGAAAACAGGCUGUGUCGAGGGCCUACAACAAAAGAGUCAGAAACAAGAGUUUUGAAGAGGGAGAAAUAGUCUGGAAGGCAAUUCUACCCCUCAGAACACACAUAGCUGGAUAUGGGAAAUGGUCACCCACAUGGGAAGACCCUUUCAUAAUUAACCAGAUCCUCAGAAUGGGGGCAUACAGGUUGCAAGACUGA